This is a messenger RNA of Cynara cardunculus var. scolymus (artichoke), 624 nucleotides long. RefSeq names its product 40S ribosomal protein S16. Gene Ontology annotation, molecular function: RNA binding; structural constituent of ribosome. Bases 27 to 464 code for a protein of 145 amino acids. The transcript has a single exon. NCBI's taxonomy places the organism in Eukaryota, Viridiplantae, Streptophyta, Magnoliopsida, Asterales, Asteraceae. Gene Ontology annotation, cellular component: cytosolic small ribosomal subunit; ribosome. Gene Ontology annotation, biological process: maturation of SSU-rRNA from tricistronic rRNA transcript (SSU-rRNA, 5.8S rRNA, LSU-rRNA); translation. The record is from RefSeq and is a predicted model, not a curated record.
UCAAGAACUAGGGUUUCUCAUCAAACAUGGCGGCACCUCCACCCAACUCCGUCCAAUGUUUCGGCAGGAAGAAGACGGCAGUGGCAGUCACACAUUGCAAGGCUGGCCGUGGUCUCAUCAAGAUCAAUGGUGUCCCAAUCGAGCUUGUGCAGCCUGAGAUCCUCCGUUACAAGGCUUUCGAACCGAUCCUCCUUCUCGGCCGUCAUAAAUUCGCCGGGGUGGAUAUGAGGAUCCGGGUCAAAGGUGGAGGUCACACUUCUCAGAUCUAUGCUAUUCGACAGAGUAUCGCGAAAGCACUCGUUGCGUACUACCAGAAGUUUGUUGAUGAAGAGCAGAAGAAGGAAAUUAAGGAUAUUCUUGUGAGGUAUGAUCGAACUCUGCUUGUUGCUGAUCCUAGAAGGUGCGAGCCGAAGAAGUUUGGUGGUCGUGGUGCUCGUGCAAGGUUCCAGAAGUCAUACCGUUGAUCGAAACAGAGUAAUUCAUGGCAUUUUCUUGCUAGUAGUUUUUAUUCAUGUUAUGCUUCUUUUUGAUAGUAUGUUGAGACACGAAAAUGAUGUUAUUUCACUAGAAAUUUUGAUGAAAGUAAUUUUUACGUGGUAAACCCUAAUUGAUUAUCCUUGUUUU